Molecule: messenger RNA, 2367 nt
Organism: Naumovozyma dairenensis CBS 421
Lineage: Eukaryota; Fungi; Ascomycota; Saccharomycetes; Saccharomycetales; Saccharomycetaceae
Gene: SQS1
Product: Sqs1p
Exons: 1
Coding region: 1-2367 (788 amino acids)
Molecular function (GO): nucleic acid binding
Source: RefSeq, a predicted model, not a curated record
AUGGCAAAAAGACAUAAGCAUUAUGGUGGUACGAAGAAGAAACCAUCUCCAAGUGGUAGCAAGAAAAAUAACCAAGUUAAAAGCAAGCAUAAGAAGAUUAAACAUCGUCGUCCUCAAUCAAACACCGAAGGAGGAGUUUCUAGCUGGUAUAAUUCAUCCAAUCCAUUAGGUGCUGGUGAUUUAGAGGACAUUUCUAUUGAUUAUUAUAAUCCAGGAAGGGCUGUGAUAUCAGCAAAGACCGUUGAAGAUUAUUAUUUUGGACGUGGAAAUGGAAAAAAACAAUCAAUGAGAUCCGGUGGGUUAAGGCCUGGGAAUCGACAUGAGUCUAGUUCAAGUGUUAAUAGUCUCAGUAACUUGGGAUUCAGAAAGAGACCUAUGAUGUUUGUUAAAUCGACAGAAGUUUAUGAUCCAUCCCAUGAUAUGAUAUUGAGGCUGAGAGAGAAGAAUUCCAUUACAAACAGAACCAAAGUAAAUGUAAUACUAUCCUCCGAUUCUGAUGUAGAUGUUGAAUCUACGGUUGGAAUAGAAAGUGCAACUACUGAACAAGUCUCUGAUGGUAGUUCCGAAGAAGAAGAAGAAGAUGAUGAUGAUGAUGAUGAUCGCUUUUCGGAUAUAAGUGAUAGUGGAUUGUUCUUUGUAGACGAACAAGGUACAGAAGAAACUAACACUGAAUCCAUUCGUACUGUACAUGUUGAAGAAAUCAAACAGAUAUCUAAGACGAGUAUAUCUAGACCUAAUAUAGAAUGGAACCCAUCGCUUCUUAUCGGAAAGACAGAAUUGAAUUUAGACCAAGAUGAAACCUCUGGAUCCGUUUUGGUGAAUAAAACAGAAAAUAAAUAUCAUCCCUUCCAUUCUUAUGUACAGAACAUUUUGCAAAAUGUAGAGGCUUCUGAUGAGGGCGAUGAUGAGUUUGAAGACGAUGAACCGUCUUCUUCUGAAGAAGAAGUCGAUUACAACGACGACUAUGACGUGGGUUAUGAAGAAAAUGACCAUAUAGAAAUACUGAAACGUGAACGAAACAGAAUCACUAGUCCUCAAAUCAUACAGAAAAUAGAAAAAUUGUCUUUGCAAGAAGAUAAAUUACAAGAAAAUUUGGAUGAAUAUAAAAGUAUCUUAGAAAACGAUGAAAUUGUAAGCGAGGAAGAUUCAGAACCUGAGUUUGGCUAUGUCGAUGAAGAUUAUGUUAUAAAUACCUCUGAAGUUGUCGUUAGUAAUAUCAGACUUGGAUAUUCUGAAAAUUCAUACUUUCUCCAGUGCCAUAGGCUAUUUGGAGAUUAUAGUUCAAGAUGGCUGGAAGAAGAAGCUUUUAGGGAUUUUCUCGUUGGAGAUCUAGGGUUACCAGAAAAUCGGUCACGCUCAUAUUUCAAAUUCGUCAAGAAUUCUCUAAUACCGAAAGAGGAGACACCAGAACCGACGUAUUCUGAUAUUCCAAUUUCUGAUAGUAGUGUGGAAGAAGAAAAUGAUGAUCAUGAUGACUUUAAUAUAAGGAAUGAAAGUGCUAAUUAUCGAAUUUCCGAAAUGAACAAUGAAAAUGAAAUACAUAUGACGUCUGAUAUGGAUGAAGGAUUGGAUGACUUGGUUUCAUAUUCUAUGAAAUACAUGGAUGAACGUAGUCAGCAAUACGAGACAAGAUCUAUCGAAACAAAAGGUAAAGGGAAGAAGAAGCAACUCCUUAUCGAGGAAGCACUUGGGCUGGAUCAAGAGACAAUAGAAACUUUACAACAAAAAUUACAUAAAAGGAUGGAUGACAAGGCAAAGAAACGUAGAAGAAAAGAAGAUUUUAUUGACGAAGAAAAUAUGAAUUCCGAAGACCUUUUCAAGAAAUACCCCUACGGUCUUCAUGUUCGAAAUAUAACUGAUGAACUAGAAUUGUUCUUGAAGCGUGGCAAAACUACUACCACAUUUCCACCAUUAGAUCCACAUGGUAAUAAGACAGUAAUGAAAUUCGCGGAACAUUACGGAACAAAGGCAUCAAAAGUGGGCAAAGCAAAUCACACGCAUGUGUUAGUCUCAAAGACGAAAAGAACCAGAUAUACCAAGCCAAAUUAUAACCUAAUUGGUCAACUUUUAAAACAACGUCCUGUCUUCAUGAGGAUAGAUGUAAAACGGCCAAAAGAAGAACAUGUUCGUGUGGAGAAAAUACGUGUAAAGAGCGGAAAAUAUCAAGUUAAAGAAGGUGAAACCGUUGGUAAAGAUGCUCCAGAGAUUGGCCAAGAAAACAUUGGUAGAAGAAUAUUGGAGAAAUUAGGCUGGACGAGUGGUGAAGGGUUAGGACCUCAUGGCAAUAAAGGUAUUAGUGAACCGUUAAUGGCACGAAUGAAAAAGAGCAAACAUGGGGUGGGCCAGCUACAACAUAUCAACGGCUGA